GGAUAGAAGAGCAUAGUUGUCAAUUCACACUCAUAAAAUAAUUAUCGCUUCCAGUAUUUAUUCUUGUCGUUGCUUGCUGAUGCAUGAAGGAGUCUCAUUCCAAGUAAUUGAAAAAGCAGAGGGAGGGAGGGAGGCAGCGUGGGAUUCUGAAGGGAUUAAGACAGGGAAACAGAGCCGGUGAAUGUUGGCAGAGAGAGAGGUUUCAGCUUGCUGUUAUUGGUUUAAUAAGAGGUAGUUAAAUCCUUUCUUACUCGCUGAACUCAUCAAUUGAGAAGGAUUUAUAUAUGGGAUCGUCAUCGGGGCCAGCACCAGGGAGGAAGUAUAGCAAACCCCUUGGAAUUCGGUUCUUUGAGCACAUCAAGAAAACCAAACUUUCCUUCAAAACCCACCAAACAAUUGUCCUGAUUGUAACAUUUGUUGCAUACACCAGCUACCAUGCUGCUCGAAAAACCACUAGCGUUGUCAAGAGUGCCCUUGAUCCGCAGUCAUCGGAUUUUAGGAUGAAGUUUUUCCCCUUGCGAAUAACUCACUUCCAUGGACCGAUUGAAAGCGAGAAAUUUUCGUGGGUGCUUGGGAGUGGUUGGGCUCCUUUCAAUGGAUCAGAUGGCACAGCCUUGCUUGGUGAAAUUGAUGUGGCUUUCCUCUCAGUAUAUGCUCUGGGAAUGUACUUCUCUGGACAGUUGGGUGACAGAUUGAAUUUGAGAAUACUUUUGACAGUGGGAAUGGUAGGAACUGGUUUGUUCACUUCACUUUUCGGUGUUGGCUACUGGGCAAACAUUCAUAAUUUCUACUACUUCUUAAUAGUUCAAAUGUUUGCCGGACUGUUUCAAUCAACCGGAUGGCCUUCGGUGGUUGCCGUUGUUGGGAACUGGUUUGGGAAGAAAAGGAGAGGGCUGAUUAUGGGUAUUUGGAAUGCUCAUACAUCUGUUGGGAACAUUUCGGGUUCUUUGAUUGCUUCAGCGCUACUUCAAUAUGGAUGGGGUUGGUCUUUUGUGGUGCCUGGUCUUCUUAUUGCUUUCAUUGGUUUGGUGGUUUUUCUGCUGUUGCCGGUUAGUCCUGAUUCAGUAGGAGCUGACAGAGAUGAGGAUGCUUUGGCGUCUCCUGAGAAAAUUGGGGAGGGACUAGCAGAACCUCUUUUAGGAUCAGAUACAGACGUUGAGGAGAAAGCCGUGGGGUUCAUUGAAGCAUGGAAGAUUCCUGGAGUCGCUCCAUUUGCUUUUUGCCUGUUCUUUGCCAAAUUGGUCGCCUAUACAUUUCUAUAUUGGCUCCCUUUCUACAUUUCCCACACAGAGAUAGAUGGCAAGUAUUUAUCUGAUGAGACAGCCGGAAACUUAUCUACGUUGUUUGAUGUUGGAGGAGUGAUCGGAGGAAUUCUUGCAGGCCACAUUUCUGAUCGCUUGAAUGCGAGAGCCAUAACAGCAGCGAGUUUCAUGUAUUGUGCCAUCCCUUCUCUCUUUUUAUACCGGUGUUAUGGAGACAUUUCCUUGUGCCUAAAUGCCAUCCUAAUGCUCAUCACUGGAUUGUUCGUGAAUGGGCCUUAUGCUCUUAUAACCACGGCUGUUUCAGCUGACUUGGGAACCCAUAAUUCCUUGAACGGGAACUCUCGCGCUUUGGCAACUGUGACAGCCAUUAUAGAUGGAACGGGCUCUGUUGGGGCUGCCCUCGGACCAUUAUUAACUGGUUAUAUAUCUGCCAAGAGCUGGAGUGCAGUCUUUACAAUGCUGAUGGCAUCCGCCCUCGUGGCAGGCCUGCUUCUAACAAGGCUUGUUGUGACCGAGGUGAAUGCUAAGAUUGAGGAAUCGAGAUCACAAAGAGGGCAAUCCUCAAGAUCUCCUGCAGCAGCACCUGAAGUGUGAUUGUUGACAAAAGGGCAGUAGGCCUCCUUUUGUUUCAUUUGUUUGUUUAGGAAGUUCCAGGGUUCCUUGCUUAUGAUCAUUAGAUGAAGAGGGAAAGUCCCUCCGAUACGAUGAUCUUUGAAGAUAGAAGAGGAUGCUUUUUAAUCCUCUUUACUUUCAGUUUGGAGUAUUGAGGAAAGAUUUUUUUUUUUAUUUGGGGGGUGGUGGAGUGGGGAUUUAUUUUAUCUUUUAUUUUGGAUUUUAAUCCAUAGCCAUGUGCAGUUGUAUGUUUCAUCAGAUACAGAGUGGAAUUCGGAAAGAUAAUUCACUCGGAGAUGGCUCAUUGUUUUUGUUGCUCAAUAUUUUGUCCAUUUGAGAAAGUCAUUUGAUCUGCUGAUGAAUUUUAUUUGAGAAGGUUACAAGAUUGAAACAGUCAAAA
Molecule: messenger RNA, 2274 nt
Organism: Malania oleifera
Lineage: Eukaryota; Viridiplantae; Streptophyta; Magnoliopsida; Santalales; Ximeniaceae
Product: putative glycerol-3-phosphate transporter 1
Exons: 3
Coding region: 285-1856 (523 amino acids)
Biological process (GO): phosphate ion homeostasis; transmembrane transport
Cellular component (GO): membrane
Molecular function (GO): transmembrane transporter activity
Source: RefSeq, a predicted model, not a curated record